Messenger RNA from Cryptotermes secundus, 1850 nucleotides. RefSeq names its product peroxisomal membrane protein PMP34 (gene PMP34). The record is from RefSeq and is a predicted model, not a curated record. The transcript has 8 exons. Gene Ontology annotation, cellular component: peroxisomal membrane. Gene Ontology annotation, molecular function: ADP transmembrane transporter activity; ATP transmembrane transporter activity; coenzyme A transmembrane transporter activity. Lineage: Eukaryota; Metazoa; Arthropoda; Insecta; Blattodea; Kalotermitidae. Bases 270 to 1214 code for a protein of 314 amino acids.
UGGUGACGUCAUGAGCAAAAUGGCCGGAGGAUGACCAUUGUUUUUUUAAAACGUUGGUGAUAAGUAAACAUUUUCUUUUCUUCACCUUGACUGUGUUUGAUCAUGACGAGGUUACAGUGUAAAUAUUAAUACAAGUCGAAACUUCAGAAUCCUCAAAUGGCACGUCUGUGUGAAUGUCGACGUAUAAGUCAUCGAGGAUAAAAUAAUUUAUUAGGUUAUUUGUGCAUAUUUUUGAGGCAGCGGUUGUAUGAAUUUUCACGGAAUCCAAAAUGAGUUCAAAGGAUGGUAUCUUCAGCUAUCAGACCCUUGUUCAUGCCGUUGCAGGGGCAACUGGUAGCGUCUUUGCGAUGGCCACAUUCUUCCCACUGGACACUGUGAGGUCACGACUACAGUUGGAAGAAAACAGAGCAGUAAAGAAUACAUUCACUACACUUGUUGAGUUGGCAGAAGAAGAGGGCUUCGCCACGUUGUACCGGGGUGUGGUGCCGGUGCUGGAGAGUCUGUGUGCUUCAAACUUUAUGUAUUUUUACACAUUUCAUGGGCUCAAAGCACUUCGGACAACAUCUGCCAAUCAGAAUGCCAGAAGAGACCUUCUCUUGGCAUCAGUAGCAGGUAUUGUGAAUGUAUUCACAACUACGCCUCUCUGGGUUGUGAAUACUCGCCUAAAGAUGAAAGGGCUCAGCUCCAGAACUGGGAACAGAGCAACUGAACAUGUGGCAGAUCAGUAUAGUGGCCUGUUAGAUGGCUUGGUCAAGAUGGCACAGCAGGAGGGUGUAACCAGCCUGUGGAAUGGCACCAUACCGUCUCUUAUGCUAGUGUCAAAUCCAGCAAUACAGUUCAUGACAUACGAGGCAAUUAAGAGAAGGCUGCAGGCUGCAUAUGGCAACCAGCAGCUGUCUGGUCUGGUUUAUUUCCUUGUAGGUGCUGUGGCUAAGGCUGUAGCCACUGUGAUCACCUAUCCUCUGCAGCUUGUCCAGACAAAACUAAGGCAUGGACACAACUAUCAGGACCUUCCUCAAAGUGCUGGAACAAUUAGACUUGCACUCUAUAUCCUGAAGAAGUAUGGUGUUGCCGGCUUGUACAAAGGCAUGGAAGCGAAACUCCUGCAGACGAUCUUGACUGCAGCCCUCAUGUUUGCAGCUUAUGAGAAGAUUGCAAACUUUGUAUUCAGACUCUUACUGAAUCAGCAAAAAAUAUCUUCAAAGCUGCGUUAAUUUUAAAUUAAUUUUAUGUUCCUUAGUGUAGUAUUGUAAUCAGGCCAGGUUUAGAAAAACUUUUUUUUUAAGGAAAUUGUUUCAUUUCCUAAGUUAUUAUCUCUGCAGAGAUGUUUGGUAGAAGGUCCACACACAAUGGAAGUGUCAUUUGUACUGGUUGAAAACUUGUUUAACUUUCCGUGUUUCACUUUUCAUCAUACUAAACACUGUCAUAUGGUGAUUUUCAUUUGGUAGGACCAGCUGACUGACUGACUAACCACAUAGAGCAGAACCCUUCCUGAACACCUAAUACUUGUCAGCUAAUCAAGAAAUUCCUCCUAUAUAUAGAACCUGAAGGUUUAUUAUAUCAAUCAUAGGAGCCCACUGUUGGUCCCUGUCAUGAGCCAUAUGAAUCCAGUUCACACACACACCCAUCAUAUUUCUCUAAGAUCCAUUUUCAUAUUGUCUGCACCUGAAACUUGUCAGUUGACUCUUCUGUCCCAUGGAUGUCACGGGUCCCACCCACCUCAUCAUCCUUGAACUGACUGUCAUAAUAAUAUUGGGUAAAAAGUACAAAUUCUGAAGCUCUCCACUGUGUAAGUUAGUCUCACCACUCGCAGACACUUUUAAUGUGUGUGAAACGGAAUUUCACAUCCA